UAAAGUUUAAGGACUAUAAAUUAAAGUAAAAGCAAAACAGUGGAGCCGUUUGUGAAAAGAACGAUGAAAGUUUUCAAAAAGAAAAUGCGUUUCUCUAUAGCUUUCUAUAAACUGUAAUUUAGUACAUUCUGUGUUUAUAGUCGUAGUAGUUUUGUGUAUUAGCAGCGACAUUGGAGGCUUGAUAUAAGAUUCUCCAAAAUGUAUCUACAAAUAAGUAGAACCUGCCUGGUGGUGGCGGCACUAAUUUUAUGUGUUCCAGUAAUCAACAGCCAGACAACUGUGGAAGAUAUAGAAACUACAACACUAGAACAAACUACGGAACAUUUAGAAACUACCACAGAAUUUACAGAACACGCAAUAGUAAAAGAAAAUACUCUAAAUUCUUAUAAUGUUAGGCAAUCACGAAGUCAAAGCAGUGAAAACGUAGACAAUGUAGCAUUAGAAAAAGAGCAGGCUGCAUCACAAGAAACAGUCAACACUAAAACAGUCAAUAUUGACGCAAAGAAACCAGAAAGCGCUUCAAAACUAGUUUUAUCUCCAGAACUUAAUCCAUUAAACGUAAACAAGAUAGCAAAAACAGUCCUAAGACAAUCGACAAAACAUAUGGUAAAAGAAUUAAAUGAUGAAGACUUGCAAAAGGUAAAAAAGGUUAUAAAGAAAUCCGAACAAAAAGCGCACGUUAAAUAUGACGAAGCGACGGGUGAAUUGAUUGAUGGGCCUCACCCGUGCCAAAGAGAGUGUAAAGAAGGAGAGGAACCGAUGAUCUGCUACUAUAUGUUCCAUCUAGAAUGGUACCAGACUAUGAGCAAGGCUUGCUUUGACUGUCCUUUCAACGAAACGGAUUGUCAGAGACUCGAUUGUAUUCCGGCAGAUGGCAUGAACAGACCUCUCAACGUAAUUAAUAGGAAGAUGCCAGGACCCGCUAUAGAGGUAUGCCAACAUGACAGAGUCAUAGUAGACGUGGAGAACGAUCUGAUGACGGAGGGCACAACGGUACAUUGGCACGGUCAGCACCAACGCGGCACGCCUUACAUGGAUGGAACACCUUACGUCACCCAAUGUCCUAUUCUACCUGAUACUACCUUCAGGUACCAAUUCAACGCGUCGCACGAUGGCACACAUUUCUGGCACUCCCACUCUGGCAUGCAGCGAGCGGAUGGCGCCGCGGGCGCCUUCAUCAUCAGGCGGCCGAAGUCCCAGGAUCCACAUGGGGCUCUGUAUGAUUAUGAUAGAUCAGAGCACGUAAUGAUAGUAACGGACUGGAUCCACGAGCUGACCGUGGGCAUGUUCACGGACCACCACCACUCUAAGGGGGACAACAAGCCCCCCACCCUGCUCAUCAACGGCGUGGGACGGUUCAAGGUGUUCAACGAGACCGUUAAACCGUUUUAUAUGAAGACGGCGAGGUUUAAUGUAGAACAGGGCUAUAAGUACCGCUUCCGCGUGAUCAACGCAGAAUUCCUGAACUGCCCCAUCGAGAUGUCGGUCGACGGACACAACAUCACCGUCAUCGCUUCUGAUGGCUACGAUCUGGAACCUAUCACUGCAACAUCACUAGUGACGUACGCUGGGGAGCGCUACGACUUCAUCUUAGAAGCCAACAACGAGAUAGACAACUACUGGAUACGGUUCCGAGGCCUCAUGGACUGCGACGAAGUAUUCACAAAAGCGAAGCAGGUAGCAGUCGUACACUACGAAGGGGCCAUGGAAUCAGAGCCCCCCGGGGACCCAACGUGGGAGGAGCUGCAUAACGAAGGAUUGCAACUGAACGCCCUAAACAAAGGAGAAGAGGAGAACGAGACCAUCAGCGUGGCAGAAAUGAGGAGUCUAUCUGGCUACGAUGACAGCCUGAAGGAGAUUCCUGACUACCAGUUCUACGUGGCUUAUGACUUCUACGCGAAGAACAACUCGCACUUUCACAAGUCGCCUUAUUAUGGAUAUUAUCAAGUGCCAGAAAAGAAAAAUCGCCUCUACACGCCUCAGCUUAACCACAUCAGCAUGAAGAUGCCAUCCAGUCCCCUCCUCAUCGACAGGCCAGAUCCCCACAACUUCUGCAACAUGUCCAGUGUCGACGACGAGUGCAGAGAGGGCUACUGUGAAUGCCCCCACGUUCUUUCCGUCAGGCUGAAUUCUGUCGUUGAGAUCGUCAUACUUGACGAAGGUAUCACUUUUGAUGCUAAUCAUCCCUUCCACUUACAUGGACAUAGCUUCAGAGUAGUAGGUUUGCGAAGAUUAGGUAAGGAUACUACUAUAGAAGAAGUCAAAGCUUGGGAUGAAGCAGGUCUUCUAAAACGUAAUCUCAAGAACGCACCUAUAAAAGAUACCGUCACAGUACCGGACGGUGGAUACACAGUCAUCAGAUUCAAAGCAGACAAUCCAGGCUACUGGCUUUUCCAUUGUCACAUAGAGUUCCAUGUUGAAAUAGGUAUGGCGCUAGUUUUCAAAGUAGGAGAACAUAAAGAUAUGCCUCCUGUACCGAGGAACUUCCCUAGAUGUGGAAACUAUAUGCCUGACAAUAUGAUCGAACAUGAUACAACUCCAAAACCUAAUGAUGAUAAUCAUAUAUCCAUAACGCAAUGGUGGCCAGUCAUAUAUAUGAACGGAACCACUUCGUCUGCAACAAGCAUAUUGAGCAGUUUAACAACGAUUUUAAUCAGUUCGGGAUUUCUAUUUUUUAAAUUUUAUUUAAGGUAAGUUAUAACAGUAUUAUGUAAGGCAACAGUGCAAUGUAUACUAUGUAAAGCUUAUAUGACUUUUAAAAACGAAUUUGUACUUACUGAAUUUAUGUUUUAUAGAAGCCCUAUUAUGAAGUGUUACUUCUUAACGGCUUAUGUUACGUUUUACAGUACUUACAAAUAUUUAUUGUAUACUACAGUUUAAGGAACUUGACGUAUGUAGUUUUAAGUAUGUCCACACUAGUUU
Cydia amplana is the source of this 2922-nucleotide messenger RNA. RefSeq lists its product as uncharacterized. NCBI's taxonomy places the organism in Eukaryota, Metazoa, Arthropoda, Insecta, Lepidoptera, Tortricidae. The coding region runs from base 199 to 2694 and encodes 831 amino acids. The transcript has 11 exons. The record is from RefSeq and is a predicted model, not a curated record. Gene Ontology annotation, molecular function: copper ion binding; oxidoreductase activity.